AUGUUCAUUCAAAACGAAAACGUAGGUGACAGAACCCGCCUAGAAGACUGGAGAAUUAAAGGUUACGAUCUAUUAACUCCACCUGAUCUUUUACAACAUGAAUUCCCUAUUUCUGAAAAAGGUAAGCAAAUCAUCGUAAAUGCAAGAGACAGAGUUCACGAUAUUUUAAAUGGUAAGGACGAUCGUCUUGUCAUUGUUAUUGGUCCUUGUUCCAUUCAUGAUCCAAAAGCUGCUUAUGAAUACGCUGACAGACUGGCGAAAAUGUCUGAAAAAUUAAAUGAUGAUCUAUUGAUUAUUAUGAGAGCCUACUUAGAAAAGCCAAGAACCACUGUGGGAUGGAAAGGUUUAAUCAAUGAUCCUGAUAUUGAUAACACGUUCAAAAUAAAUAAAGGUUUAACAAUUUCAAGAGAAAUGUUCACUAAAUUAGUUGAAAAAUUACCAAUAGCGGGGGAAAUGCUUGAUACUAUUUCUCCACAAUUCUUAAGUGAUUGUUUGUCAUUAGGUGCCAUUGGUGCAAGAACUACCGAAUCUCAGUUACAUAGAGAAUUAGCCUCAGGUUUAUCAUUCCCUAUCGGUUUUAAAAAUGGUACGGAUGGUGGACUACAAGUCGCCAUUGACGCUAUGCGGGCAGCUGCACACGAACAUUACUUUUUAUCUGUUACCAAACCUGGUGUUACAGCUAUUGUUGGUACUGAAGGUAACGAAGAUGGUUUCAUCAUCUUAAGAGGUGGUAAAGCUGGUACCAAUUACGAUAAAGAAAACGUUAAAAAGGCCAAGGAACAACUAUUGCAAGCUAAAUUGAUCGACGCAGAAGAUAAGGAAAAGAGAAGAAUUAUGAUUGAUUGCUCUCAUGGUAACAGUAACAAAGAUUACAGAAAUCAACCAAAGGUCGCUCAAGCAAUUUACGAGCAAUUAGUUGAAGGUGAAAAUGCUCUGUGUGGUGUUAUGAUUGAAUCCAAUUUGGUCGAAGGUAGACAAGACAUCCCUCCACAAGGUGGUAGAGAAGGUUUAGUCUACGGUUGUUCCAUUACAGACGCAUGUAUUGGCUGGGAAUCUACAGAACAAGUCCUUGAACUAUUGGCUGAAGGUGUUAGAAUGAGAAGAAAAGCUUUAAAAAAAUAA
Messenger RNA from Kazachstania africana CBS 2517, 1122 nucleotides. It is a transcript of the gene ARO3, whose product is annotated as 3-deoxy-7-phosphoheptulonate synthase ARO3. NCBI's taxonomy places the organism in Eukaryota, Fungi, Ascomycota, Saccharomycetes, Saccharomycetales, Saccharomycetaceae. The coding region runs from base 1 to 1122 and encodes 373 amino acids. Gene Ontology annotation, molecular function: 3-deoxy-7-phosphoheptulonate synthase activity. The transcript has a single exon. Gene Ontology annotation, biological process: aromatic amino acid biosynthetic process. Gene Ontology annotation, cellular component: cytoplasm. The record is from RefSeq and is a predicted model, not a curated record.